Molecule: messenger RNA, 1200 nt
Organism: Aaosphaeria arxii CBS 175.79
Lineage: Eukaryota; Fungi; Ascomycota; Dothideomycetes; Pleosporales
Exons: 3
Coding region: 242-1084 (280 amino acids)
Biological process (GO): tRNA methylation; RNA (guanine-N7)-methylation
Cellular component (GO): tRNA methyltransferase complex
Molecular function (GO): tRNA (guanine(46)-N7)-methyltransferase activity
Source: RefSeq, a predicted model, not a curated record
AUCUUCGCUUCGUGAACACCUUGCCGCACUGGGCCAUAUCCCGCCGCAGCGUGUGGCAGCCUCGACCUCUUCUUCUUCUCUCCGCUUAUCGCGAAGGGUCGACGAUGUGCGGUUUCGUACUCGAGCCAAUGAACGGGUGUUCCCGCAAAAUUUAACGCAAGAACAACGACCACCAACCACUCGCCCACUUCAAUAACCAACCAACAACGAGAAAAAAAUACGAUUCCUCCAACCGUUCACCAUGGCUGGCGAACCUGCUAAGCGUCAAAAGCGCGAGGAAUACAAAAAAUCGCUAAACGCAGACGAGAGCAAUGCGGCGCUCCCGAAGAAGAAAUUCUACAGGCAACGCGCCCAUGCCAAUCCCUUCUCCGACCACUCGUUGGCCUAUCCCAAAAGCCCCAGUGAUAUGGACUGGGCCUCACAUUAUCCCGCAUAUGCCGUGAAGCAACCGCAAGAGAAGGAUGAAGCAGAGUCACAUGACUCAGAAAAGGCAAUCGCCAUCACACAACCAGUCGAGAUCGCAGACAUAGGAUGUGGAUUCGGAGGCCUGCUGUUCGCCCUCGCACCUAGAUUUCCCACCUCACUGAUCCUAGGCAUGGAAAUCCGCACAUCAGUGACCGAGUACGUGCAGGAAAAAGUCCGCGCCCUGCGCGCCCAGAACUCCGCGACGUCUGGCUUCCAAAACGCAGCCUGCAUACGCGCCAACACGAUGAAGUUCCUGCCCAACUUCUUCGCAAAGGGCCAGUUGGCUAAGAUCUUCCUCUGCUUUCCAGACCCCCACUUCAAGCAGAGGAAGCACAAGGCGCGUAUCGUGUCGUACACGCUGAACUCUGAGUAUGCGUAUGUGCUGAAGCCCGGCGGGAUCGUGUAUACGAUUACCGAUGUCGAGGAUCUGCAUAAGUGGAUGGUAGAGCAUUUGGAGAAGCAUCCGAGCUUUGAGAGGGUGAGGGAGGAGGAGCAGGAGAAGGAUGAGUGUGUGGAGAUUAUGAGGACGGAGACGGAAGAAGGGAAGAAGGUGGAGAGGAAUAAGGGGAUGAAGUAUGUGGCUCUGUUUAGGAGGUUAGAGGAUCCGGCGUGGCCAUGAGAAUUUCUCUCACGUUGUGUUUCUGGGUAGGUAGAAUGAUAUCAAAAAGUUAGAGAUUCAACAGACUUUUAGAUUAUUGUGCAUGACGGGAUCAAGACAGAAACGAGAUCUUUUAC